UUCUCUCUCCAACGAAAGUCAUUGCCACUCCCAUCUCAACGCGUUCCUCUCUCCCCCCACUAAAUAUCUACCCCUAAAACAGAAUCACGUCCUUUUGCAGACCUAAAUUUCCUCUUUCCGGAUUCUUGUCAAAACUUCCUCGAUCUUCUCCGCUCAAACCUCGUCGCCAUGGCCAACUCAGCAUCAGGAAUGGCAGUGCAUGAUGAUUGCAAACUGAAGUUUAUGGAGUUGAAAGCUAAACGGACGCACCGCUUCAUUGUAUUCAAGAUUGAGGAGAAGCAAAAACAGGUUAUUGUGGAAAAGCUUGGUGAACCAUCUCAAACUUAUGAUGACUUCACUGCAACAAAGAGCAGGAUUUUUUUCGUUGCGUGGUCCCCUGACACUGCAAGGGUGCGGAGCAAAAUGAUCUAUGCCAGCUCCAAGGACAGGUUCAAGAGGGAAUUAGAUGGCAUUCAGGUAGAGCUGCAAGCAACUGAUCCAACUGAGAUGGGUCUUGAUGUCUUCAAAAGUCGUGCCAAUUAAAUAUCUGGAGUCUCAGCAAAUUUCUAUGGUGGCAAAGUUGCUGGAUGCAUCAAUGUCCUCUCCCAGAUGGGCAAUUACCAUGAUAUGUAUUGAGGAUACCUUGAGUGUUUAUUUGCUUGCAGUCUUUUCUAUUUCUGAACUGUUGCAGAAUGUACCUAACACUGAAACUUUGGCGGUAUUGUUGAGCCCAUUGUAUGCUGUGCUGUAGGGCAUUCCUCUUACCUUCUCUGAAUUCCUUCUUUUGGUUCAGUUUCAUGACUGCAGAAUGACCAUUUGUUUAUUAGCUCUUUGAGUUCAUGCGAGGGAUAUUGCUACAGCAGUAAAUUUAGAA
Molecule: messenger RNA, 853 nt
Organism: Sesamum indicum (sesame)
Lineage: Eukaryota; Viridiplantae; Streptophyta; Magnoliopsida; Lamiales; Pedaliaceae
Product: actin-depolymerizing factor 2
Biological process (GO): actin filament depolymerization
Cellular component (GO): actin cytoskeleton
Molecular function (GO): actin binding
Source: RefSeq, a predicted model, not a curated record